Mus pahari (shrew mouse) is the source of this 884-nucleotide messenger RNA. Its product is annotated as natural killer cells antigen CD94. NCBI's taxonomy places the organism in Eukaryota, Metazoa, Chordata, Mammalia, Rodentia, Muridae. The coding region runs from base 46 to 582 and encodes 178 amino acids. Gene Ontology annotation, biological process: stimulatory C-type lectin receptor signaling pathway; positive regulation of natural killer cell mediated cytotoxicity. The record is from RefSeq and is a predicted model, not a curated record. The transcript has 6 exons.
AAAGCACAAACACAUCUCUGCACCAUCCUUGGAACAUCACUUCUCAUGGCAGUUUCUAGGAUCACUCGGUGGAGGCUCAUGUCUGUUAUCUUUGGAAUAAAAUGUCUUGUCUUGAUGGUUACUUUGGGAGUUUUGGUGAUAAACUCAUUUACUAUACAGAACAUUCAAUCAACAUCUCCAACCCCCAUUGUAGAAAUCCAGGAAGUUUCUGAAUGUUGUGCUUGCCUGGAAAAGUGGAUUGGGCAUCAAUGCAACUGUUACUUUAUUUCCAAAGAAGAAAAGUCUUGGGAAGGAAGCAGAGAUUUCUGUGCUUCUCAGAAUUCCAGUCUUCUUAAGCUCCAAACCAGAAAUGAAUUGAGUUUUAUGAACUUCAGUCAAACCUUUUUCUGGAUUGGAAUGCAUUAUAGUGAAAAAAGAAAUGCCUGGCUAUGGGAGGAUGGCAUAGUUCCCUCAAAAGAUUUACUUCCAGAGUUCGCAAUUAUCAGGCCAGAGCACUGCACUGUUUAUAGUCCAAGCAAAACAGUUUCUGCUGAAUCCUGUGAAAAUAAAAACCGUUACAUCUGUAAGCAACGGCCUACUUAAAUGUUUCUUAAGGCAAAGGGUAUAGACAAGAAAGGUCCAGGGUUACUAAAAAUAGUAACAGCUCUCAGCGUUUCUACCUUUCCAUCUUGUGUCUGUAGAAUGUUUCUGUUUGCUAGCAUACCAUUUUCAUACAUUUGUACCCAAGUAAUUUAUACUUGAUGACUUCUUCAAACGUGUGUGUAAAAUUCAGAUGAGUCAAAAUAGAGAGGUUUUAUAAAUAUUUUGAUUUAUGAAAUAUAAUUUUAUUCAAUAUUCUUGUAAAGUUUUUUUGCAAACAUUAAAUAAAAUUUAUUCCACACCAA